Molecule: messenger RNA, 127 nt
Organism: Cylicostephanus goldi
Lineage: Eukaryota; Metazoa; Nematoda; Chromadorea; Rhabditida; Strongylidae
Source: the annotation of a GenBank genome assembly
UGCGCAAUCCUCCUCCCAUUUGUAUGUCUGUCCCAUUUGCUGAGGAUAUCGCUGGACUUUGUGUCGCCCUUACAGAUGUAAGCUUAUUCAAUCAAAUUUUUGUCCUUGAUCACAAUAAUGCGUGAAU